AUCUCAUUUAUUUCUAUUCUUUUCUUCGAGUCACUUUGAAACUGACACUUCUCCUAUCAACAGUAACACCUUAACUAUCCUCACUUUCAUCAGGUACGGUGCCUUCUCAGAUUUGAGAAUUUCAUUAAAAAUUUCACUAUAAAGUGCCUAUUAGAUUCAUAUAUGAUAAAUCUAGCUUGGUGCCUAUUAGGUUGUGAGUGAAUAAUGCUAUGUUUGUUCUCAACAUUUCCUUAAUCUUUUACUUAGAUGUAGAUGAAUAAAGCUAGCUUGUGCUGAAUUUCAGAUUUUUAGAUUAAGGGUGUGUGAGAACUGAGAAAUUUACUUCAUUGUUAGCUGAUUUUUCCCCAAUCAGAUUAGCUAGAGUGUAGUGGAUGUGGAUUUGUGAGUUUAGACAUAGUGGCUUGACUCGAUCUGAUUCGAUUCGAUUCGUGCAAGAUUAGUUGAUUUUGGGAUAGUGGUGAAUUUAGAGUGAGUGAUUUAUGGCCAUUGCAAAGUUGGUUAGGAAAGUGAAACCAUAUGGGUUAUGGGUGAAGAUGACAGCUGUGACAAUGUUGGGUUUGUGCUUCAUCUUUGUGUGGGGGGUGUUCUUGAAUUCGUCUUCGUCUAUUACCACACAAAGGGAAAGCUUUGAAGACAUUAUAGAACCUUCUUCCUCCUCUUCUACUUCUUCUAAAGGGGUUCAAACACAAACACAACUACCACACAAGAAGGAGGAGACUAAGGCAGAGGAAAAGCAAAAUUUUGGUGGCGUGUCGAAUAAGGAGAAGGAUGUGUUGGGGGAGGAUGAGAAGAAUGGUAAUAGUUCUGCCACCGUACAUCAGGAACAUGACAAAGGGGUGGCACCACAUAAAAGGGUGCAUAAGAACGAUAAAGAUAAAUAUAAAGUGAGAGCAAAUGAAGUGUCUGAAUCUGAUGGUAAUGAUGAAUCAGAGGAUAAGGAAGAGAAAGAGGAGAGUGAAGGAGAGUUGGAAGGUGAAAAAGAAGGGUCUGAUCGUGACAGUGAAGUGGGUGUGGAUUUUGAAAUGGAUGAUGGUGGUGACAGUGGUUUAGCUGAAUCUUUGGAUCAGGAUUCUAAACUGUUUGAAGAUGGAGGUGUGGGAACAAGCAAGGGACAAUUUAAAGGGCCAUUGUUUGAUCCAAAUGCUAGCUAUAAGUGGAAAUUGUGUAGUACUCGGAGCAAGCAUAACUAUAUUCCUUGUAUUGAUAUUGAAGUUGGUGGUGGGAAGGUUCAGAGUUACCGUCAUACUGAGAGGAGUUGUCCAAGGGCGCCAGUAAUGUGUUUGGUUCCUCUUCGAAGAGGCUUGAAUCAUAUCCUGACUGGAUAA
Arachis ipaensis is the source of this 1325-nucleotide messenger RNA. The record is from RefSeq and is a predicted model, not a curated record. Lineage: Eukaryota; Viridiplantae; Streptophyta; Magnoliopsida; Fabales; Fabaceae.